ACCAGACAUUCUGUCGCUGCAACAUUUCAAAAGAAGAUUUCUCCACCUGAAAACUGAGUUGUGUGCGCCUUUAUGCUUUUUCGACUAAUGCGACGUGCUUUGUGAGGUAGCCUAAUGAUGCUGAUGGUUGAGUGAAUGAUUUGCGUCUCUGUGGUUUUAGUACAGCGUGCACACUGUGUGGGCAGCGUGCACACUCAAGAGGAGAUUUCCUUCCGAUCCGAACUGGGGAAAACUGCGGAACUGAGCCAAAUACAUCAAACGCGAUAAAAAGGGAACAGAUGGCUGUAGCUAUCGAAAUGGGACGAUGCUUAUGUUGUUUUAUCGUUAAUUUCGCAGUGCCUCUUGACUUUUUACAUUAGUUUAGUAGUAGAUUCCAAAGGAAAACAUUUUUGAACCUCUUUUAUUUAUUCAACGAGUCAUAUUAAUUAGCAAAACUAAGCUUUAUUUUAAGUUUUAGAAAUCAAGCUGCUCGACCAGCAGAGAAUGAUGGGAAAUUAGAACCGGCUCAUCACUUUUGAGAAUAUCUGAUAUAUUUGAUCAACCUAGGGGAGUUUUUCUUACAGAAACAGUCAAUUUGGAGUUGCAGAAUGGCAAUAAACACCGAUACGGAGUUUGCGAAAUCCAACCUGGGGGAGAGCGGCGGCAAGCAACCGGUCGAGUCUCACGAGACCGAGAAACUUCUCAUGACCACCGAACCCACCGGGGUGAAGACCUCCUGCUCGUUAACCAUCAGUGCCGGGGCUGACAAGUCUCUCGAUGCCGAUCAGAACGGCCACAGUUUGCCUCUGAGAUCCGGAUCAGUGGGGCAGCUCGGCUCGGCUCCCCACUCCCCAUCCCGAGUCAGCCUAAGCCGCACAUCAUUCACAGGCAAUGCCGUCCAAGAUCAGCAGAAACCAAAGGACUACCUCAUAUUGGUCAUUUUAUCCUGCUUUUGUCCAGUGUGGCCGCUGAGCAUCGUUGCAUUGGUCUAUUCAAUUAUGUCCAGAAACAGUCAACAGCAGGGGGACAUGGACGGGGCAAGGCGCCUGGGACGUUUGGCUCGGCUGCUCAGCUGUGUGUCUAUCAUUCUGGGCCUCCUGAUAAUCAUAAUCUACGUGGUGGUUGCAGUAACUGGAAAACAAUAAGGAUGAGAAACAUGAAUCUACAGCACUGCAAAAACUCACAUAUUAAUUACUUAAAAUAAGAAAAUAAUGCCUCAGAAGUAAAAAAAAAAAAAAAAAGGAGGGCUACAGUGAAUAAAUUAGAUCCAAAUAAAUAGCAAAAAUGCAUGCAGUAGGAUAGCAUGCUCAAUGAAAAGGAAAACUAAAAUCCCAUAUGUUACAAAGAACAGUGAUGGCUUGCAUUAUGUAAAUGAAACACAUUGCUGUUUCGGAAAGAACUCGAUUGAGGAUGACAAAGACAAGGGGACGUUACUGCAAAGAUGGUUUAGCAGAAUCUUUGAAAAUAUGAAGAUGCCCAGCAAGCUGCAUUUUAACCUUAUAUUACUCCUGGUUGACCUGGCAUUUAAAAAUUGUGCACAGAUAUAUUUGCAAUAUAACUACUGAUCUAUGUUUUAUAAAAAGAUUUAUAUGUGGAGUUUAAGGUAUGGGAAUAACCUGUGGUUGACAGGACUGAUGGACAAAGACCUUGUCAGACUUGGAAAUAGAAAUGGGGAAUGAAGAAACUUGGUUGUUUUUAUGUUUAUUUAUUUUGUAUAUUCUGAUUACAAAAAGUGACCAAAAUGACCACUUGCAUGCCUGAUCUUGUAUGUGAAUAGUCAACUAAGCAUUUUUCGUUACUAUAUAUAUUUUAUUUUUUAUAAGAAUCUAUGAGUAGUGGAUGUUUAAAGAACGGAAUGUACAUGAUUGUCCAGUGUGUGUCCAAUGCAAAUCUUGCCAUGUUCUCUCAGUGGUAUAAAAAAAUCAUUGAGAACUUUUCCUUAGCCUCCAGGUACAAGUAUAGUUACCCUCAGAGAGGUAAGACUGUAAUGUUACGCAUGCCGGCCCUCUGUUUCCUGACAAAACUACUGGAGCAUGGACAUUCAUCUAGAAGCAUGCAAAGGCCAGCACCAUUUUGCCCACUGUGCCAAGACCUUUAUAUCGGUAUGCUAAACGACUCACAGGACUAUUCACAUUCGUUCCAGGAUAGAAUGCCAGUCUCUCCAGAGUCAUAAGACUCUCCUACUUAACCCUUAUAAAUAUGAGAUAUAUAUAUCAACAUAUUUAUAGAAAUAUUUAGGCAUGCCGUGGGUGGACAAUACAACAAUUUUCUAUCUUCACCUAGAAUGAGCUUGUGUGUAAGGGACUUUGCUUUAAUAUGACACAUUUGAUAGUGUUUGUUGCAUCUCUGUGAUUACUGAUCCAUCACUGACAUGCUGAUAUCAAUAAGACAACUUAGUCAAUAUUGCAACAAUCAAAUAGGAGUCUGAAAAACUGAGGUACAGGGGCCAUAUUACAGAAACAUUUGAAUUCUCCUAUGUGAUCUACCUUGAACUUGUCAAAUGUUCAAUUAAAGGAAUGUUCCGGGUUUAAUACAAGUCAAGCUCAAUCAACAGCAUCUUUCGCAUGUUUAUUACCACAAAAAAAUAUUUCUAUUGUCCCUUGUUUCAAAUAAAUAAAAAAUAAAAAAUGCGGUUAGAGUAAGGCACUUAAAAUGGAAGUGAAUUGGGCCAGUUCAUAAAUGUUAAAUACACAACAUCAAAAGUAUAGCCACAAGCCGUGAACUUUAUAUGCGUCACAUGAUUAUAGUGCACUCAAAACAGUGUUUGUUUUUUUGCAGGUUCAAUUUACUUAUUUAAAAUUAACUAAAGCACCACGUGUUCAAUCCAAUUAAAUUUGUAAAGUUGAAGAUUACUUAAUCCAUUUGAGUUUGAACUAUAUGAAUACUUUUUGUAGCAUCACUUUCAAGUGAUGUUUGAUUCGAGUGCUGCUUAUAUGCAGGUGCAAACAAAUAGUAAGUGCUGCAGUUUCACUGUCUUUACACUUGGUUAUCUGGCUUAAACUAAUGAUUAAUCAAAUAAAUUAAAUUAGACCAAAAUAAGAAAAUUAAUUAAAUUAAACAUUAGUAAAUUAAGUCUGACAAACCUAAUAAAGUUGAGUUAAAACUACUAUAGUACAUUGAUUUGACCUAAUCCAAUCUAAUUAUGUUUGCUGAACUAAUCUGAAUCAACGAAAUAAAUUGCUUGUAAGAACUCUCAAAUUCAGUUAAGGGCAAUGACUAAGGGUAAAACACAUUUCUUUAAGGUGUAAUAAAAUUAGAGAUUUACCGCUGUUAAUGCGUUUACCAACAUUAUGUUGUCAUGACAGCUAAGUUGUAAUAUUGGAUAUACAGUAAAUGUACACAGACAAGGUUAGUGAUUUAUUUUUUGGGGCUAAUUAACAUUAUGUCAGAAAUGCUGUCGAUUGAGCUUAACUUGUCCUGAACCAGAAACAUUUCUUUAAGACAGGAAGUUUCUGUAAUGCUGCCUCAGACACAUAACAGCUCUUAUCUGUUAGUUCAGUUGGGUGACUAAUGAAAUACAAACGCAACAGGUAUCGAAUUCUUUCCAGAGCAGAUUCUAUUGAUUUGCUUCAUUCGUAAGCAUUUUACUGCCCUGUCAUUUCAAAGCACUUUAUUACAGUUUUCAUCAAUAUUCUGAUGAUGGUAAGCAUUAGUCUCAUAGCUCAUCAAUUUUUUUGUCUACCGCAACUUUGGUUUUAUGUUGUUAAUUAGCUAUGAGUCCUAAACUUUCUGUGUUUUGCAUAUCUUGCCAUAUAUAGAAUUUUAGCACGUAAACCCUUAAAGGGAACACCCAGAAAUUGAAAUUGUCAUAAUUUGUUCACCCUCAUGUUGUUCCAAACCUGUAUCACUAACUCAUGGAGCACAAAAGCAGAUGUUGGGCAUAAUGUUAGUCACCAAUCACUUACAUUGUUUUUGUAAAACAAUUUUCGGGUGAACUAUCCCUUUAAGAUGGUCAUAUACAUGUUUGUUUAUUUGUUUGUUUUUAAAGCAGAACAUAUUCAGCUGUUCUUAGUUCAAUUUGACACAUUUUGGCCAUUUUUUUUUCUUCUAAAAACAUCAGAUGCUUUUCUUCUCUUAUUGCACUUUUGUUCACUAACCUGUUGUUAUUCAUAAUAACCUUUAUGCCAAUAUGAAUGAGAUGCAAAAUGCUGCUGUGUGUCUUUUAAAACUGUGAUUUAUUAUGUACAAAUUUUGGAACCUUAUUUCACUUGUAUAUCUGUUUUUCAUUGUUAUUGUGUACCUUUGCAAGUGUGAAAUAAACAUU
Molecule: messenger RNA, 4243 nt
Organism: Xyrauchen texanus (razorback sucker)
Lineage: Eukaryota; Metazoa; Chordata; Actinopteri; Cypriniformes; Catostomidae
Product: trafficking regulator of GLUT4 1-like
Exons: 3
Coding region: 588-1124 (178 amino acids)
Cellular component (GO): membrane
Source: RefSeq, a predicted model, not a curated record